This is a messenger RNA of Drosophila hydei, 1107 nucleotides long. Its product is annotated as cathepsin L1-like. The coding region runs from base 2 to 1021 and encodes 339 amino acids. The record is from RefSeq and is a predicted model, not a curated record. The transcript has a single exon. Gene Ontology annotation, biological process: immune response. Gene Ontology annotation, cellular component: lysosome. Gene Ontology annotation, molecular function: cysteine-type endopeptidase activity. NCBI's taxonomy places the organism in Eukaryota, Metazoa, Arthropoda, Insecta, Diptera, Drosophilidae.
UAUGAAGCCAACGAUUAUUGUACUGGCGGUCCUUGGGCUGAUGCGCUGCACGGAGGCGAGGCUAACCUUAGCCGAAGUGCAGGCAGCGGAAUGGGAAGCCUACAAAGCGGAGUUCAACAAGACGUACGACGAGGAGCAGGAUCCGCUUCGUAGGCAGGUAUUUGAGGACAAUAAGCAAAUUAUUGAUGAGCACAACGCGCGCUUUGCCCAAGGCAAGGAAACCUACGAGAUGGGCGUCAAUCAGUUCACCGACUUCCUUGAAGACGAGUUCAAUGGGAAUAUUAAUGGAAUGCUCAGUGACGACAUUGCGAACUUGGGCCUAUUCCAUGGAGUCAGCGUCCAUUUGGAUGACAAUGAUGUACACGAGACUGAGACUGAGCUUGAGACUGAUAACGAUCACGUUGACUGGCGUAAACUGGGUGCAGUCACGCCCGUGCAGCAUCAGGGACAUUUUAACAACUCGUGGGCUUUCGCUGCCGCCGGUGCAGUUGAGAGUCGAGAAUAUUUGGUGACUGGCAAGCUGGUGCCGCUUUCGAAGCAGAACCUGGUCGACUGCUGUCGCAGCAAGCACCGCCGAACGCUAAGUGCGCUAAAAUGCAUCAAGAAGAUGGGUGGCAUCGAUACGGAGGCAUCCUAUCAUUAUCGAGGAAAGGCUCAUCGCUGUCACUAUAAAAAAAAGCAUGCUGGCGCCGUUGUCAGCAAAAUCUACCAGAGCCGACCAGGCGACGAGAACUCGCUGGCUCACAAUGUCGCCAAGGGUCCGGUUGCUGCCGUCAUAUCUCGGGAAGCGCUACGUUUCUACAGACGUGGCGUCUUCCACAACCCGCGAUGUGGCCAAACGCCGGACUAUGCAGUGCUCGUGGUGGGCUAUGGCUAUGGCGAAAAUUCCGGAGACUAUUGGAUACUCAAGACCUCACUGGGAACCGCUUGGGGAGAACAGGGCUAUCUACGACUGGCACGCAAUCGACAGAAUCUCUGCGGAAUUUCGAACAGGGCAUACUUUCCCAUUGUUUCUAAAUAAGUAAAUAAUUCAGUUUUAAUAUUUGGGAAACUUUUUUAUACCAAAACUAGGUGAAGAAUAUUAAUUAAUAAAAAAUUGAUAUUGUC